AUCCUAUCUAUUUUGACAAAUAAUCUAUAAUAUGAGACUAAAUGGUUUCAAUUGUAUUACGACUUUUUGUUACAAUGAACUACAUAUAUAUUUAAUAUUGUACUGUGAAAAGUAAUAUGACCUAUGUACAUUAAAAUGUCUAUGUUUAAUUAAAAUAUAUUUUAUAAUGGAAUCUAACUAUUCUCCAGAUAUAGGCAAAUUGAUUAUAAAAGUUUAUGCAAGUUUACUAUUAUUAUUUGGUCUACCUGGUAAUAUUAUUAGCGCUAUUAUAAUGGGAGGUGAUCGGUCAAAUCGUUUGACAACUCGUUUAAUUAUUAUUAUUCUAGCUAUAGCCGAUAAUUUAGUCUUAUUAACUGCUGUAUUACGUUAUUGGUUAAUGGAAGUUUGUGGAUGGGAUUUACGUUCAACUGGUCCAUUAACUUGUAAAAUUCAUGUUUUUGCUGUAGGAUUUUCAACAGAUUUUGCUGUUGGUGUAUUAUGUGCUGUUGCAGUCGAACGGUUACUUGUUGUUACCCUACCUUAUAAAGCAUCUAAAUUAGUAACAUUAAAUUCUGUGAUAAUUGGUAUGAUAUGUUUUGCUUUAAGUGUAGCUAUAAAAAAUUCACCACACUUUUGGAUGAUGGGUGAACAUAAAUUACAACAAUCUCAAAUAGAUUCAAUAAAUUUGUAUAAAAUCAAUCAAACCAGAACGAGUGGGACCAUUAAUACACAUAAAAUGUUUAUAGAAAAUUCAACUAAAAAAGAAUCAUUUAAAUGUACAUUUGUAUCAGAAUAUGAAUUUAUUUUUAGAAUUUUUAUGAAGUUCGAUCUUAUAAGUUUUGCAGUUCUUCCUUAUUUAAUAUUAUUUACAAGUAAUGUAAUUAUUUAUAUAAAAUUGCGUAAUCAACGUCGGUUGAUGAGAUGUCAUGCCAAUACUACAUCUAUGGUUAGUAAUACAACUAAUACAAACAUUAUAUCUAAUAGUACACAUUCAAGUAAACUACAACGUAAAUUAGAUCGAAAAUCAAUUAAUCAACCAGAAUCAACAAAUCAACUACAACAUGGAGAUACACGAUGUAAACGUUCAACUCGUCGACCAGAAGGUGUCAUCAAAUUAUUAACAGCAUUAACUAUAAUUCAUGUUACUUGUACAUUACCAGGCACAAUUUUUACUUUUCUGUCAUCUUAUUUCAAUUAUUUUCACAAUAUGCCAAAACAUACUCAUGAUCAAAUUAAAUAUGGUUUAGUUAUGUUAAUAUUUACAAAUAAUGCAAUUAAUUUCUUCGGUUAUUGUAUUUCUUGUACAACAUUUCGUCAAACAAUUAUUCGUAGUUUAAAUCAUUUAUGUCAUUGGAAAAUGAAUUGUCAUAAAAGAAAACAAAAGAAUGAAAUACGGGAUAAUAAUAACAAUAAUAAUGGAAAAUAUAAACCAAUGGACCAAAAAAUCAUAAGUAAUGUCAGCUUAAUAAAAAAACAAGACCAAUAUACAUGAUAUGCCUCAGUUAUUUUAGGUGAAAGAUGCUAUUGAAUUGGUUUCAGACCUUGAAAAUUAUUGAUCUCAUUACAUUGAAUAAAGUUGACCAAUAUAUGAACUAUAUCAUGAACUAUAUCAUUAUUAUUCCCAGAGUGAGAUGCAUUUACUAUCAUAAGUGUAUUAUUGUAAUACAACUAAACAUUUACCUGAAACAAAUAUUUGAUAAAUAAAUAUAUUUUCAAAUGUAAGAAACCCGGUUGUAUUUAUUGAAUAAAUUAAAGUGAUAUAAUAUAAUCAUUUAUGCAAACACAUUAUGUUGUUUUGAAGAAUAUGAGCAGUUCGUUUCAUAACUAAUUUGCAAAACAGAAACUUGGAACGGUCAGCCGACCAACUUCUGUAGCUGGGUUCCACUGAACAUAAAGAAUCUUAUUCACUCUUGAUGUUACCGAAUACAUCAGAUAUUUAGUGCUGAAUUCAUUAACGAAGAACUCACAUUCCUCGGAAAAACUGACUAAUAUUGGCUGUCCAAUCCGCUUCAUACAGAAGAAUAUAAAAAAGGAAGUCGGGACAAUGUAUCCGUCAAUUCCUUAUCAAAGAAAUACUUUAAUGUGAAUCUGCAAUUUAAAGGUGACCAAACUUCUUAUGUAACCAAAAAUCGAUUAACAGCAGCGAUAAAACGAACGUUCUAUGUAGCAAAACAGCAAAUAAUGUUUAUUGGUAGAAACUUAUUUUCUGUGUCUGUUCAAGAUAAGCUUACUUGUCUGUCAGCCUCCAUGUUCAUCUACUAGUUCCCUUGCUCUUGUGAAGUAAGGUACAUAAACUACAGCUUGCUUUCAGCUCUGAUACAUAAUCGUCACAGUCUGGUUCUACAAAGGUGAGAGUAAAACAUCUAGAAGUUCCAUUCUUCAACAUUAAAUCGACUCUAAUCACGCUAACGAUCCACCGAUUGAUUUAAGAUUGAUUAUACAAUCCGUCCAAAUUUAGACAGAUUUCUUCAUAUUCAACCUCUUAAAGAAACAGAUUUGGCCGUCUAUGAGCUCAAGCCGAAAUUGUGCGCGGCAAAGAAGUACAUCUUAUCACUGCCUUGGCCUCAAACUAAUAUUGUCACUUAAUUAUAAUCAUUAUCUUUCAUCUCUUUAAUUAUGUUUCAUAUCCUCAUGAUUUCAUUUAUAAUUAUUUAUAAUAUCACUUCAUUUCCUUUUUAUCUGUCUAUUACCUUC
Messenger RNA from Schistosoma curassoni, 2673 nucleotides. Lineage: Eukaryota; Metazoa; Platyhelminthes; Trematoda; Strigeidida; Schistosomatidae. The record is from the annotation of a GenBank genome assembly.